Molecule: messenger RNA, 1206 nt
Organism: Aricia agestis (brown argus)
Lineage: Eukaryota; Metazoa; Arthropoda; Insecta; Lepidoptera; Lycaenidae
Product: lipase 1-like
Exons: 1
Coding region: 1-1206 (401 amino acids)
Molecular function (GO): hydrolase activity, acting on ester bonds
Source: RefSeq, a predicted model, not a curated record
AUGUUUCGGCGACUCCUGACGCUCGCACUGAUCGAGGUCCUGUGCUCCGGAGCUCGGUGCUUCCACAUUCGAUACAUAAUCGAAAGUAAAAGAAGUCAAUUGGAUCCGGAAAUAUUCCUGAACACCACUGAGAUCCUACAGAAAUAUAACUACCAACCGGAGACGCACUACGUGUACACGGAGGACGGAUUCGAGUUGAAAUUGUUUCGGGUGCGGAGAAGCGGCCCACCCGUCGUGCUGGUGCACGGCAUAGGCGACAGCUCCGACGGCUGGGUCGUAGCGGGCCCCAAAUACUCCCUGGCUUUCCUCCUGGCGGACGCCGGCUACGACGUUUGGCUGUUCAACUGCCGAGGCAACAGAUACAGCAGGGGCCACACCCGAGAUAUUCCAAAGGAGGAAUACUGGGACUUCAGCUUCGAAGAAAUCGGAGCCCUGGACCUUCCCGCGACGGUGGACUACGUGCUGUCCGCGACCCGCAGCCCCAAGUUGACGUACGUCGGCUACUCGCAGGGGUCCACGACGUUCUUGGUCCUGUGCAGCCUCCGACCGGAGUACAAUCGUAAAAUAGAUCAGGCCGUUCUGCUCGCCCCCGUGGCUUGGCUGGUCAAUAUAAAACACCCGCUCGUGGGUGUCGUUUCCAGGAAUAUUGACGCGCUGAGCUCGUUUUUUAAGCAGAAAAAGAUAUACGAGCUGGCCAACAGAGGGGAGCUGAAUCAACUGUAUCACGCCGAGGUGUGCAACGUAUCGUCGCCGCUCAACACGCUGUGUCUCCUGGAAAUCAGCCUUAUUUUUGGGCUGAACUCCCUCACGGAUUUGGUGAGCGACAGACUGCCGAUAAUCACGACGCACACGGCGGCGGGCUUCUCUACCAAAACCCUCCUCCAUUUCGUCCAAGCUGUCAACAGCAAGCGGUUCUGUAGGUUCGAUUAUGGCGAAGCUCUGAACUUGCGGAGGUAUUCCUCGCCGAAACCACCGGAUUAUGACGUCUCCCGCGUGACUGUUCCCAUGACAAUGUUCGUGAGUGAAUCGGACUGGUUUGCCUCCCCGGAGGACGUGAAAAUAUUAAGAAACCGCGUAAGAGGUAAAGUGAGGUAUAUCCCGAUAGAUAAAUCCCUGAAGUUUACUCACUUGGAGUUUAUAUUUGGAUCGCGUAUGAAUGAUAUUGUAAACGGACCUGUUUUGGAAAUACUUAACACUUUAAGGUAG